Messenger RNA from Syngnathus acus (greater pipefish), 1670 nucleotides. RefSeq names its product GRAM domain-containing protein 2B-like. Bases 132 to 1331 code for a protein of 399 amino acids. NCBI's taxonomy places the organism in Eukaryota, Metazoa, Chordata, Actinopteri, Syngnathiformes, Syngnathidae. The transcript is spliced from 13 exons. The record is from RefSeq and is a predicted model, not a curated record.
UCCUCCUUUCUCCAGCCACUUUUCCCAUAUUUUCUCCCCUCGAUCGGUCCAAAUCCCCGGUUACCGCAUAUGUCUCCUCGCGGCGGUAGCGGGCGGCUAGGGAGGAGGGGGAGGACGACACGGUGGUGGUGAUGGGCGAGCAGGCCGAGCGACCGUUGACUCCGCCGUGCCGGACGACCGAGUACCCCAGCGGGAGUAGUUUUGAGGUGGACGACGAUGUCCCCAGUGCCCGGAGGAGGCCCACUCACCUCCGUUUGUCAAAAUCGGAAGUAAAGAAGUCACCGUCCACUCAGGUAUUCCAGUUGUCUCGUUUCUUUCAGCUGUCCAAGACGAACUUGCAGUUUCACAAGUUGUUCAAGGAAGUGAGCAGGGAGGAGGCGCUCACGCAAAGUUACACAUGCGCCGUGCAGAGAGACAUCUUAUAUCAGGGCAAAAUGUUCGUCUCACCAAACUGGAUCUGCUUCCACUCUAAAGUCUUUGGCAGGGAUACGAAGAUCGCCAUCCGGGCAGCGUCUGUGACAUUCAUCAAGAAGACAAAAACGGCUCUGCUGGUGCCCAAUGCCCUGGUGAUCGAAAGCACACGGGAGCAGCACGUCUUUGUGUCCUUCCUGUCCCGGAACACCACCUACAAGUUUCUGAGGUCCGUGUGCGUCCAUCUGGAGGUGGAGAAGACGUGCAGCAGUCAUGUGGCCUCCUCCUGUGAGAAUGGCUUUGGAGUCAAGCGCCCACCAUCUCUUCCUCUGGACUUGGCCCGGACCUUCUCUGAUCUGGACGGCGUGGUGCGACAGAGGCGACAGGAAAUGGAGGCGGAGAGUAGUAGCAGCUCUGGAUCGCAGACUCCGGAUUGUGACAAAAUGGCCGAAUUCGCCAGCGUCCCCAACACUUUUCUGAGCAGAGAGGUGUCUGUGCACGCAGACGUGCACCUUCAGCCGGGCCAAAAGAGCCGAGCCAAGAACGGGCCAUCGAAGUCUGUUGUGGGGGCCACGCAAGCGGACAAAGCCUGGCCCCACACCACCUUGCUCCCCGUCCUGCUAAUCUAUUUGUUCUUAGUCGGCGUCCUGGUGAUGUCCUCGUGUUACAUGGCUUUGAAGAUGGCUGCCCUCGAGCAUCGCUUGAAUGUCAUACUGUCCGCCCGGGAUCGUGUGCAUGCAGGGUAUGAGGAUCCAAAAAGAAUUUUUGGGAAGAUUUCAGCCAUCGGCAUGGAAGAUAGUUUCACUUUGCGAAACACAGUGACUGUCCAGGAUGCCGAGAUCUUUGGUGAGCUCUCCGCCAGCCUGCUUAAACUCGAAAAGAUUCAAAGAAACCUUCGGAAGCUUCUGGAUGACACCUAAAAAAAGAUGAUGAUCAUCUUCUCCACUCAGGAUCAUGUGACUCCAGCAGGCAAUGUAGUAGUGCUCACCAGUAGUAUUCAAGCACUUUAAAAAAAGAGGCUCCACAGUUUGUACUGUUUUUAUGUAACUUUUAAAAAAGUGCCUUUAAAUUAUAUUUAUGUAUAUACUCGUAUUUUAAAAAUUACUCAGAUAGCUUGUCCGUGCUCUUUCACAUAUAUUUUUAUACCAGCAUUUCUUGUCCAAAACUCCAGUCUGUCAUUUCUGAAUAAUCCCCAUUGUAGAUUAUAUUUUGAAAAUUAAUUUACAGUAAGGAAUUAAAUCAUUUUGAGUGCAACUUUA